AUGCAGGCUUAUAAUGGGUAUAACAAAAUCUGGCAUUUCAUCUUUACUUUCGCACCAAAGUUUCACGUAAUCUGUGCUGUUUUAUCUCUACAAUCAAGAAUAGGAUUCAUUAAACUUUAUUUCGAAUUCAUAAUUGUCGAGUCUGGUUCUUACCAUAAUGAUUGUACAUCGUUCCGUCUUUCGGUUUUACAACAAAGGAACAAUAACUUCGGUUUAAAUGGUCGUUGUCUACAUCGAAUAUCGAGAAUUUACAUCACAUCAUCAUUAAGCGAUUUUCGUUAUCUUUAG
Messenger RNA from Funneliformis mosseae, 288 nucleotides. NCBI's taxonomy places the organism in Eukaryota, Fungi, Glomeromycota, Glomeromycetes, Glomerales, Glomeraceae. The record is from the annotation of a GenBank genome assembly.